Sturnus vulgaris (Common starling) is the source of this 3720-nucleotide messenger RNA. NCBI's taxonomy places the organism in Eukaryota, Metazoa, Chordata, Aves, Passeriformes, Sturnidae. The record is from RefSeq and is a predicted model, not a curated record.
AAAACACGGGGAGCCGCCAGCUCCCAGCAGGGUGUGAGGCUGCAGGGUCGUCACCGCCUGGGCAGCUCUGUCUGGGGAGGGUCUGUGCCGCUGUGGCACCGGGUGUAGAAGAGCUGCGUGAAAACGCCUGCUGACAGCUAACUCCAGAGUGGGACAGCUGACUGACACCGCACAGUCAGCCCGGCCCGUCACGGAGACAUCUCGGUGCGCUUUUUGUAGCGAAUAGCAGCACGCUUUGUAGUCUGUUUUUGCCCUGUCUGAGCUGAGGCGGGGCUCGGCCGUGCGGUGAAGCCGCACAGAAGCGUUCGUGCCCUGCUUUACCCUGCCCGGGGCUGCCCUGCUCUGGGCGACUGCCAGCUGCAGAUUGCUCGGAAAUGCAGAGCCGCUAGAAAAUAAAAUAAAAUAAAAUAAAACACUGGUUAUGUCAUUUCUUAGCCGUAAGAGUACAGUAUCAUUAUUCUUGACAGCUACCAAGUGUCUGAGCUGUGUCAUUGUUCUGUAAGAUAGGUGAGGGUAGUACCCUGCAAACUGACCUUUUCCCUCGUGAUUCGUGACCCAUUUUCGGUGCCCGGGUAUGAAUUUGAAUUACUAGCAGGAGCACUUUCCACUGGAAAAACUUUCCAUUUCAGCAUUUCGCAGUGAAACUGCAGCAAUUCUUUGCAAAUUGAAAACAAUGUGGUUUUUCCUUCCACUUUCACACACGUUUCAAAAUUUCAGAGCAAAGCUGAAAUCAACACUGAAGUUACUCUUUAGGGCAGCCCGUUGUUACUUUCCUAUUGUAACAACCUGUUUUGAUUUCUUAAUUACUUUUGAAAUUGUUAACUUGAAGCCAAAUUAUAUUAAAACAUUGCAGGAAGUCAUAGAAUUUGUAAUGUAUUUUAAGUACAGAACACUUCUUAAAUGAACUCUUAGGUUUUCUCAUUUAUGUAAUAUCACUGAUAUGCAAUGUAAAUAGGGUUAGAUGCAAUAGCUGCAAUAUUACAAUGUAAUUUUUUUCACAUUUAUGAGCGAAAAGCCUCAAACUGCUGCCUGGUUUACUUAUUUUCCAGUUAGAAGUGUAGUAUCUGUUUAUUUGGCUGGAGGUUGAAACACUUUCUCAAUGUCUUUUUCAUUUUUUUUUUUUCCCCUCUCUUUCCAAAUCUGUUGCUCAGUACUGGAGCUGCAUCUUUCUAGAACUGCUUUGGAAGUCGCAUGCAGGAAUACUCUCCUGCUGUUCUCUUCUACUAUGUUUGUACUGUUUAGACCUAGAGGAUGACCCCCAUAAAAGGAUGAGCUUGAAAGGAAAGAGAGUUUAGCUAACAAUGUCAUCUACACUGAAUCAGAAAGAAAUGACUGGCAACCAAAAUUCAUGGGAUAGUUUGUUACCAGACUUCCCUAGAGGCCCACUUUCCACAUAUCGUAAGAAAGCGUCCUUCAACUGGAAGGAGAUGGCAGUGUUCAUAGAUGGUGAAGAUGUUAUCCAGCUGAAGAAUAGAAUCUUCUCUGCUCUGGAAAAUGAUCCUCUCUUUGCACAUCAUCCUGGAGAAGAUUUGUGCCGUGAGAAAUAUCAGGAGCUGACAUUCCUGCGCUGUAAAAGGCUCUUUGAGUAUGACUUUCUUACUCAGCAAGAGGCGAUGGAGAACCCAUUGAGGGUUUUUAAUAUGAUGCUCUCAUUAGGAAUGUACGAUUGGUCUCUAUGUAUCCAGCUUUUCUUACAUUGUGGUGUAUUUGCAGGUCCAAUUAUGAGUGCUUCUAAGAGAUUUGCACACAUUUUGAAACAAAUUUAUAGCAUGGAGAUUUUUGGAUGUUUUGCUCUGACUGAACUCAGCCACGGAACUAACACCAAAGGCAUACGGACUACAGCUACAUUUGAUCCUAGCACUCAGGAAUUUGUCAUCAAUACACCUGACUUUGAAGCUGCAAAGUUCUGGGUUGGUAAUAUGGGAAAACAUGCCACUCAUGCAGUUUUGUAUGCCCAGCUCUAUACUCCUGAUGGACAGUGCCAAGGUUUACAUUCCUUUAUUGUACAGAUUCGAGAUACAAAAACUCUCCUACCAAUGCCAGGUGUGAUGGUAGGUGACAUAGGAAAGAAACUUGGGCAGAAUGGGUUGGAUAACGGAUUUGCCGUGUUCCACAAUGUCAGAAUACCAAAAGAAAACAUACUGAAUAUAGCUGGAGAUGUCACAGCUGAGGGGAAGUACUCAAGUUCUAUCAAGGAGGUUAAAGAACGUUUCAGUGCAGCUCUGGGAUCCUUGUCCACUGGCAGAAUUAUGAUCACAGGCAUUUCUGUGACCAAUUUAAAGCUUGCCUUGGCAAUAGCCAUACGCUUCUCAGCAGCUCGCCGUCAGUUUGGACCAACUGAGGAUGAAGAAAUUCCUGUUCUUGAGUAUCAAACACAGCAAUGGCGUCUUUUACCUUAUCUGGCUGCUGCAUAUGCUUUAGAUUAUUUCUCAAAGUCAAUAUUUGAGAACUUUGUAGAGUUUUUUGCAGGUGUGUUGACAAAGCAAAGGAAUCAGAGACAGGCUGAUUUAGGACGUGAGAUUCAUGCUUUAUCUGCUGCCAGCAAACCACUGGCGUCUUGGACUGCUCAGCAGGCAGCCCAGGAGUGCCGAGAAGCUUGUGGAGGACAUGGUUACCUUGCCAUGAAUCGUCUGGGUGAAAUCCGAAAUGACAAUGAUCCAAACUGUACAUAUGAGGGAGAUAACAACGUCCUGCUUCAGCAAACCAGCAACUACUUAAUGAGCUGGAUGAAUUGCAUAAGAGAUAAAGCUACUUUUGAAUCUCCUUUGGGAACAAUAAACUUUUUGCAAGACUACCAUCAUAUCCUUGGCUGGAAAUUCACAGCCAUUAGUGUUGAAGAUUGCAUGGACUCCUCAGUUCCUUUAGCAGCUUAUAAAUGGCUGGUUUGCUACCUGCUGCGAGAAAGUGACCUAAAAAUGAAUAAGGAGAAGCAGACUGGACGAAGUGAUUUUGAGUCAAAAAACAACUGUCAGGUGUACUACUGCCGGUCCCUGGCUAUUGCUUUUAUUGAGCAAGCAGCGUUGCAGCGCUACCACGACUACACCCACGAUCCCAGCGUCCCAGCAGCUCUGCAGCCCGUGCUUAGGAACCUCAGUGCUCUCUAUGGGCUCUGGUCCUUGAGUAAACACCUGGCUGUCCUCUACCAAGGUGGCUAUGCUUCAGGUGAACAACCUGGGAAACUUAUUCAGGAUGCUAUUCUGGAGCUCUGCUACAGGUUGAAAGAUGAUGCAGUUGCCUUGGUUGAUGUCUUUGCUCCUUCUGACUUCAUUCUCAAUUCUCCCAUUGGUAAAGCAAGUGGAGAGUUAUAUAAAAAUAUGUGGGGAGAGAUCCUUCAAGGCAACAAAGCUCUGAACAGAGCUUCAUGGUGGGCAGAAUUUUGCAUUAACAAACCUGUUAUAGGCAGACUGAGGUCAAGAUUGUAAACCAAACAACUUUUAAGACUCUGGAUGGGCCUGAGAUGGAUACCUUGUUACAAACAUCAGGAGGAAAUCAGACCAUAUGUCUAACGCUGAAAAUGGAAGAGAUUUUCAUUGAGAGGUGCCAAGUUUUAAAAUAACUUUGAAAUCAAGCUUGAUCUGAGGGACUGUUAACAAAAUAAUGACAAGAGCAAGAGCAACACGUCUGCACACUAUACAUAUUUACUCAAUUAAAUUUUUAAAAUAUGAAGAUUUAUUAUAAUCACUGCUUUGCAAAGUUUAUAUUAAAAAAAAAUUCCAAUCA